Messenger RNA from Malania oleifera, 2188 nucleotides. Its product is annotated as probable indole-3-acetic acid-amido synthetase GH3.1. The record is from RefSeq and is a predicted model, not a curated record. The transcript is spliced from 3 exons. The coding region runs from base 108 to 1898 and encodes 596 amino acids. Gene Ontology annotation, cellular component: cytoplasm. Gene Ontology annotation, molecular function: acid-amino acid ligase activity. NCBI's taxonomy places the organism in Eukaryota, Viridiplantae, Streptophyta, Magnoliopsida, Santalales, Ximeniaceae.
CGCUCCUUCUUCUUCUGCUCCUCCUUCCCUGCUCUGCAAUCUCAAAAGCCCCACAGAAUCCGACUCAAUUUCUAUCUUCUUUGUCUCUCUCUGUCAUCGAGCUUGGAAUGGCUGUUGAUUCCGUCCUGUCGUCGCCUCUGGGACCGCCGGCGUGCGAGAAGGACGCAAAGGCGCUCCAAUUCAUCGAAGAAACGACGCGAAACGCCGACGCAGUUCAGGAGGCGAUGCUGGCGGAUAUUAUGAGCCGAAACGCAGAGACAGAGUACCUGAAACGACACUGCCUCGGCGGCGCCACCGAUCGCGACACCUUCAAGUCCAAAAUUCCGGUCAUCACCUACGAGGAUUUGCAGCUGGAAAUCCAGCGGAUUGCCAAUGGCGACCGCUCCGCCAUCUUGUCCGCUUAUCCCAUCUCCGAAUUCCUCACCAGUUCGGGGACUUCCGCCGGCGAGAGAAAACUGAUGCCCACAAUUCAGGAAGAGCUGGAUCGCCGUCAACUGCUCUACAGUCUCCUAAUGCCCGUAAUGAACCUGUACGUGCCUGGUUUGGACAAGGGAAAAGGGCUAUACUUCCUGUUUGUGAAGUCGGAAACAAAGACUCCAGGAGGACUCCUUGCCCGUCCUGUGCUCACCAGCUACUACAAAAGCGAGCACUUCAAGUCCCGCCCCUACGACCCCUACAUGGUGUACACCAGCCCCAACGAGACCAUCCUCUGCCCCGACUCCUUCCAGAGCAUGUAUUCCCAAAUGCUCUGCGGCCUCUACGAGCGCCACCAUGUCCUUCGCCUCGGCGCCGUUUUCGCCUCCGGCCUCCUCCGCGCCAUCCGCUUCCUGCAACUGCACUACCGCCUCCUCGCCGCCGACAUCGCCGCUGGCACCCUCAACUCCAAAAUCACCGACCCCUCCGUCCGCGACUGCCUGACCCAGAUCCUCCGACCUGACCCGGACCUCGCCGACUUCGUCACAUCCGAAUGCUCAAACGAAAAUUGGGCGGGCAUCAUCACCCGAAUAUGGCCCAACACCAAGUACCUCGACGUCAUCGUCACCGGCGCCAUGGCGCAGUACAUCCCCACCCUCGAUUUCUACAGCGGCGGGCUACCCCUGGCCUGCACAAUGUACGCUUCCUCCGAGUGCUAUUUCGGACUCAACCUCAACCCGAUGUGCAAACCCGCCGAAGUCUCCUACACCAUCAUGCCCAACAUGGCCUACUUCGAGUUCCUCCCCCACGAACCCGCGCCGUCCGGGUCGACCCGAGAGCCGACUCCGAAGCUCGUCGACCUCGUCGACGUGGAGGUCGGGAAGGAGUACGAGCUCGUGAUCACCACCUACGCGGGUCUGUACCGGUACCGGGUGGGCGACAUCCUCCGGGUCACCGGGUUCCACAACUCGGCGCCGCAGUUUCACUUCGUAAGGCGGAAGAACGUGCUACUUAGCAUCGACUCGGACAAAACCGACGAGUCGGAGUUGCAAAGGGCGGUGGAGAACGCGUCGCGGCUUCUCCGGGAGCACGCGAGCGUGGUGGAGUACACAAGCUUCGCCGACACGAAGACUAUCCCGGGGCACUACGUGAUAUACUGGGAGCUGAUGACGGCGGGGAACUCGCCGCCGGGAGACUCGGUGCUGAGUCAGUGCUGCCUGGCGAUGGAGGAAUCGCUGAACUCAGUGUACAGGCAGUGCCGGGUGGCGGACAACUCGAUCGGGGCGCUGGAGAUUCGGGUGGUGAAGGGGGGAACGUUUGAGGAGCUGAUGGAUUACGCGAUCUCCAGGGGCGCGUCUAUCAACCAGUAUAAGGUGCCGAGGUGCGUCAACUUUACCCCGAUCGUGGAGCUGUUGGACUCCAGAGUGGUGUCGGCGCAUUUCAGCCCGGCGCUGCCGCAUUGGACUCCGGAGAGAAGACGGUGAUCCGGCGGAUUCAGCACCGACUGACCGACCGGCCGACGUAGUCAAUGAUAGAUAAAGUCAACUCCCGGGAGAUUAACUUAAUUUCUUUUCUUUCUUCUCUUUUCUAUAAAAAUAUUUUCCUUAUCCUUUUCACUUGUUUUUUUUUUUUUUUUGGGUUGUUUUAAAAUAUCUAUUUCUUCAUUUUCCUGUGAUUAGUCUUGGCCAAAGUUGACAAGUGUAAUUUGAUGAGGACCACUCAGAGCAAGGCAAAGCAAUGAAAUGCAUGGGGGGGUUCAAGUAAUCUGUUAAAA